UAAAUUUUUUUCACAGGCCUUUUAAAUUCCCAACAACAUAUCUAUCCUUCAUCUCCACUCACAAGUCUCCACACUAAUUUUAUCUUUUGCAAAAAAAUUUCCAAUCUUUCACUUCACUUAUAUUAUAUAACCUUUAAAAAAAAACUUAUAUUAUAUAAAUGGAAAAUACAGAAGUACAACAACAAUCAUGGGAGCUUCAACAACAACAAGAAGAUGAUGAAGAUGAAGUUGGAGACAAUUUAAUAACUAGAAAAAAGAAUCUUGGGCAAACCCCACUUCACAAUAUCAUCACUAAUGCUGAAAAUGGUACAGAAAAAGAAGAAGAAAAAGUACAAGAUAUUAGUCAAGAAAAUGUCACAACAAAAGUUGUUGAAAAUGAAGAUGAAAAAGAGAAAGAAAAACAAGAGUAUUCUGUUUAUUUUGACACAAAUGAAGGUAAUGGGGAAAGCCAAAUACUAGAGAACACUGAUGUAACAAUAGAUAGUAAAAAAAACGAGAAUGGAGUGCAUUUGCUUAACAGCAACCAAAAUGGAGAACAUGAAAAGCAUGAUAACUAUUCCGAAAUAAAAUCAUCUGAAACAGUUGAAACAAGUUCUCCGUCACACAUAAACAACAAAACAGACGCUAGUGAAAUUCAAGUGAUUAAAGAUGGUGAUGAUGAAAUAACUGAAUUUGAUGUGGAGACAAUAUUAAAGACGCAAGAUACGCAUGAUUUGUUCUGUCCUAAUUGUAACUCUUGUAUCACUAAAAGGGUAAUUCUUCGUAAAAGAAAACGUAGAAUCCCAGUUCCUGAUGCAAAGCGUAACAAGCCCGAAGCGAAUGUUGCUUUAAGUGAUUCAAGUGAUAAUCGAGCUCAAAAUGGAGUUGAUAUUAGUUUAAAUGAUGUUCCAUCAACGAUAUCUAACGAAUAUGAUCAACAACCAGAGCCGGAUGUAUUCAGAUGUUUGUCAUGCUUCAGCAUUUUCAUGCCCACAGGAAAUGGAUUUAAGUUGUUCCGAAUAUUUGGAAAUAAAAGCAAUGAAGAAAACAAUGAAGUUUCUCAGAAGGAAGUGCCUGUGAAAAAAAAGUGGUUUUCUAACAUAUUUGCAUCAGAUAAGGUGAAAAAUAAUGUUUCUGAUCUGAAUAAAUCAGGAGCUGAGCAGAGUCUAGAUGCAGAAAGUAAUGUGGUGUCUUCAAACCUUCAUGAGCCAAACAUUUUAGCUUCGUUGAGUCAAGAAGCUAGCUCACAAACCACCAACAGUACAAUGAAUUCAGAAAAUAAUCAAGUUAACUUAGAUGCUGCUAGUGUUGGUACUGAUAUGGAUGCACCUUCUUCAAGACAAGGAUAUGAUACAACUGAACAACAGAUUCCAAAGGAGUCAGAUAGCCCUACAGAGACUGAUGCAGGAACAAUUACCAUGGACAAGCAGUUACUUACCUCUUACCAAACAGACUCCAACGGCAAAAGUGAUUAUCCGGGAACGUUUGUAGUCAAGCCUCCGUUUGGUAACGCGGAGUCUGCAGAAAAUUCUGUUUCUCCAAUGCAAAAUGAUGGACUAAAGCUUGUUGUUCCUCCAAAUGUGGGAUCUUUAGUCAUUGACAAUUCACAAAUGAACCAGGAGCUUGAUGUGACAGUUCAAUCCAAACAUCCAGAUUUAAUGCCUGGGGUUACACAACAGCGAACUUUCCAAAACAAUCUCGAAACUCGACUAGAAGAGCCUCUGAAGGUUGACAAGGAUGUCUUAACAGACAAACAGAAUAAACUUUUUGAGGAUUUGAAAACCAUUGAAAGGAUUAAAGGUAAAGACACGAUAAUUACCAUUGGAAGCAACCAACCUGAGACGUCUUUCCUUCAAUCAUCACCGGAUACACUUUUUGCAAGUGGAACUCCAGCCUUGCAGCAUGCGGGGGGACAAAGCCGUGUUACCACGGAAACUGGGGGUCGUAGUUUGGACGUUAUUAAAAGUAUUGUUUAUGGUGGUUUGAUGGAGUCAAUCGCAAGUUUAAGUGUUGUGUCUUCUGCAGUUGCUGCUAAUGCUGCAACAGUGAACGUGUUGGCGUUGGGAUUAGCUAAUAUAUUUGGUGGAUUGUUUGUGAUUAGUCAUGAUCUUUGGGACUUAAAGAAUGACCGCUCAAGAAAGCGAGAAGAUCGAUACCAACAACUUUUGGGGCAAAAAGCAGAUUUCCCACUUCACAUGGUCAUUUCUUUGCUAUCAUAUCUCAUAUUUGGCUUCCUUCCUCCAGUUGUGUACGGGUUCUCCUUUUUUGAGAGCAACGACAAGAAUCUUAAACUUGUAAUGGUGGCUGCAGCUUCCGCAGUAUGCAUCAUAAUUCUGGCUGCUGGAAAAGCCUAUACUCAGAAUCCACCUAAGUCUUAUUUAAAAACAAUUUCUUAUUAUUUAAUGUUUGGGUUCAUGGUGGCUGGUGCUUCUUAUGUGUUUGGUGACUUGAUAAUGAAGUUACUGGAAAAGAUAGACAUAUUCCAUUCAGGUUCAGCUGUGAACCUGAGCAUUCUUGGAAAAACCUCAAAACCGGCCGUCGCAGCAUAUUAAUGUUACAGCUUGCCAAGUGUUUAUUUCAUUUUCAUGUUCCCAUUUUUCUUUGUAGCUUUGUAUUAUUAACUUAGAAUAAUUCUUAAGUUGAAUUGAUUAAAGAUGUAGGUGCAACUUGUAUGCCCAAGGUAGUAUUCAUCUUUAGAGGUUUAGUAUUUGCAUCAAACAUUUAUAUGUACGUAGGGCAAUUCGGCUGCAAUUGUAGAAAUUCCAAAUUUUAGCAUGCAUUUAGUAAAGAAUGUGAAAUUAGAUCUCA
This is a messenger RNA of Erigeron canadensis, 2787 nucleotides long. Its product is annotated as membrane protein of ER body 2-like. NCBI's taxonomy places the organism in Eukaryota, Viridiplantae, Streptophyta, Magnoliopsida, Asterales, Asteraceae. The transcript has 8 exons. The record is from RefSeq and is a predicted model, not a curated record. Bases 159 to 2531 code for a protein of 790 amino acids.